This is a messenger RNA of Durusdinium trenchii, 2325 nucleotides long. The record is from the annotation of a GenBank genome assembly. Lineage: Eukaryota; Dinophyceae; Suessiales; Symbiodiniaceae.
AUGACGACGGAAUUUUCUCGUUUAGAUAGUGCUCUGAACGUGGCAAAGGCGAUGGCUCAAGUGGCAGAGGCCUCAAACCCUAACUUCGAAGGCCUUCUAGACAAAAUGGGGAGCAUCGUACCGCUGAUGAAACAUCCAGAUAUUCGUGUGAAGCUAGCUCUUGGCAGAAAUCUCAGGAGGAUAGAAGAGCGUGCCCCAGAGAGACUCUAUCGGAUUGACCCGGAGGGUUGGAGGCGUGCACUUGAGAACGCAAGAGCACUGGAGAUGGAUCACCCCCACGACGUUCAGUACCAGGAAGUGGUGGAGAUCUUGGAGGUGAUCCUCGGAGAAGACCCAAGUGUCUUCAGGAGAAGGUUAAGUCCGAGACACAAGGAGGGCUCUGGUGGACCUGCUGGUCAAGUGGUCCUUCAGGUCAGUCAGCCUUUGGAAUCUGACACCAGAACGGCCUUGCUCCCCAAGGUGCUCCAGAUUGAUGGUGUGGUAAGCGUCACUUUCGAGGAAGGCUACAUCAUCGUGGCAACACGAUUUGUCUCUACGGCUGAUCCUGGGUUCUUGUCAAAGCUGCUUCUCAGUUGCAAAGCUGGCUUCUUCAUCCAUCGUGUGGCAAGUCGGCGUUUUCCCAGCCUCGCGGUCGAUGGCCACCUGAGGAGAACACGAUGCCGUUUGCCUGUGGCAGUGGACAUUACAGCAAGCUUCGUGGAGAUCAUGCUGAACGACGCAUACCUCAACCCAGAUACAGAGGCUCCGCGAGCAGACAACGAGUUGAGGCUGAUGUACGCAAUGGCUGUUAUCCGGCUCGUGAACGGAAUCGUGGACAGAACGCGCCAACAGAAGUCCAGCAUUCUAGAGCGUGCACAAGGACUUGAAUGGCCACAGUUCUUCGUUGACCUACGACAUGAAGCUUCUCACCAGAAUUUGCCUUCCCUGCCGAUUCUGCGGUUGGCAGCCCAGGAAGCAGUGUGGUUGCUUGUGGAACGCUUUUGGCGUCCGCAGCUACAGCAAAUAGAAGAAAGAGGUGCGGCAAAGACACAACGGAUGGAACGAGUGAGAGGUUCAAGGACUUUGGAUCGAAGACUCAAGGCAUUGAUCUCUUCGAUCACUGCAGCCGGAAGCACACUUACUCAUCGAGCACCGAAGAAAAGGAAACGUGCAAAGUUGACUGAAACUCUGCGAGAAGAGGAGCCAGAGGACCACGCUGAGAUGAAGGCAGAACAUGCCUCCGCGCUUGUGCAUGAGACAGCAAAGGAGCUGUCAUCCCUGGCUCCUGACGAAGGGCGCCUGUUGGCACGACUCUUUGACACAGUCAUGAAGAAGGACCCACAUCCUGACCAACGAGAAGCGAAAGCUUUGCAACUUCUUUGUGAGACAUGUUCUGAGAACUUUGCUCUUCGCUUCAUGCGGGAAGUUCUCUUCAGAGCAGUUGGGCUCCAAACACCGAACCGGGACGUUGCACCUGACAAUUGCCCUAGCUUGAGGAACAUUUGUGAUCGAUUUGACUCUGAGCCGGGUUUGGACAUGGAGGAGGCUUCUCCUGAAGAAUCUGAGAAGAUGAUGCUUUGGCUGUGGUCUUUGCUCUCAUUGCCACAGCCAGAAGAUGCACAAAGAAGCAGGCUGCAGCAGGCGUUGCGCAGCCUCCUACCUGCUUUGCGGCAUCGGAUGCUCAAGCAGAUGGCCGGAAACUCUGAGAUGGCAUCCCGUGCCUCCACGCUCUGGCGGGCGCUCCAAAGUGAGAGCAUUGAUGAUGGAGCAGGGCUGUUUGCCUCUCUGUGUGAGGUGCUGGAUAGUGCUGAUAGUCAGCAGGAGGGAAAGGAGCACCCUCGUGAAGGACUUUUGAAGAUGGAAGACGCGCUGAGAAGGAUUCAGAACAAAGAAUCUGAGCCUGGGCAGCAUCCAGCAGACUCAUGGACGGCAGUCGGUACACUCCUGGAUCUAGACACAUUGAAUGUUGUUUGUCGCCAGGAGCACAGUGACGAAGUUCGUCUUCCGCCUAUGGCCAUGCAGACCUGGCUUGAUUGGGCAGCGACCGAGUCAGAUCAGCCGUGCUAUCCUGAUCUCCUUGACUUCUCGUCUCAAGCACCUCCUGCUGAUGGAAAUGGUGGCACACUUUUCUCGGAAACUCUAGAUUCGAUCGUUGAAGCCGGCACCGGUGAGGUGAAGGCAGAUACUGUCGAGCCCAAGAAAACUGAGACCUGCGAUUCUGCACCGAUCUUUGAGAGCGAAGGGUCAUCCAAAGAGGUCAGAGAUGCCAUCACCAAAGAGCGUUUCCAGCUAUUGGCCCAAGAGUUGAUGGAGCAAGUCACAGCAAGUGCUGACAGCAAGUGCUGA